This is a messenger RNA of Sebastes umbrosus (honeycomb rockfish), 1467 nucleotides long. RefSeq names its product zinc finger DHHC-type palmitoyltransferase 4 (gene zdhhc4). Gene Ontology annotation, cellular component: Golgi apparatus; endoplasmic reticulum. NCBI's taxonomy places the organism in Eukaryota, Metazoa, Chordata, Actinopteri, Perciformes, Sebastidae. Gene Ontology annotation, biological process: protein targeting to membrane; peptidyl-L-cysteine S-palmitoylation. Bases 302 to 1345 code for a protein of 347 amino acids. The record is from RefSeq and is a predicted model, not a curated record. The transcript has 7 exons. Gene Ontology annotation, molecular function: protein-cysteine S-palmitoyltransferase activity.
UCAGCUGCUGGCUUGGAAUGUAGCUACAGCGAUGCUAAGGAAGUAGCUAACAUUGUUUCCAGAGCAACCUAAAGUGCUGCUAGCGUGCACAGAGCUACCAAACCAAACCAGCUAUGUUGACGUGAGAUCAAACCCUCAGGCAGCUAUGUGUGUUCUCGACUAGAAGGUAAAAGGGUGGAUUAAUGAGUAAGUGGCUUUAGUGAAGUAAAGAAAGUGGGAAUAGGAUAUGCUAGGUGAUAUACUAGGUUAGCAUGCUAAGGUAAACUUGUUCACCUGAGUGGUUUUAGCCUUCAGGUGAGACAUGAUGGACUUCCUCACGCUGUUCGCUGUCUACGUGCUGGUGGUGCUGACAUGUAUCGUCCUCGUGUGCAGAUACUCAGGCCAGCAGCAAACCCCCUUUAGCAUCCUCUUCAACUCUGUAGGAAAGGUAGUUGCGCCACUUACGCCAAAAUGGCUCACAAAGUUUUCACAGUGGACCUUGCACAGGCUGUUUCAUCAAAGGAACAACAUGUUCAUCUAUCUGCACAUCCUGCUGGAGGGUGCAGUGUAUGCAGAGUUCACCUACGAGGUGUUUGCCUUCUGCAGGGAGAUGGAAACCACUCUGAUCAGCCUGUCUGUGCCUUAUGUCCUGCUGGCCGUCAAGACCGUCUUCUUCUACCUCUGCAUCAAGAGAGAUCCAGGCACGGUGACGAAGAAGAAAAUCGCCGGCCAGCUACACAUUUAUCCGUACGACAGGAAGCUGUUUCACCCAGGAGUCUCCUGUGAAACCUGCCAGCUCGUCAAACCGGCUCGCUCCAAACACUGCAGGGUCUGCAACAGGUGCGUCCAACGUUUUGACCACCACUGUGUCUGGGUGAACAACUGCAUCGGUUCUCAGAACACGCGGUACUUCUUGCUUUACCUCUUCAGCGUGUGCGCCAUGGCGGGCGACAUUGCCGUGCUAACAGCAGACAUGCUGUUUCAUGCCGUACUGCGGUCGGGGCUUCUGAGGGCCAGUUAUAUAGAUGAGUUCGGCCAGCAGCAGCCAGCGGGGCCUAUGUUUGUUGCACAGCACCUGUUCCUGACCUUCCCCCGAAUCAUCUUCAUGCUGGGAUUCCUGGUCUUUGUCUUCUUUCUCCUGGCGGGUUACGCCCUUUUCCAUUCCUUCCUGGCUGUCGUCAAUCAGACCUCCAACGAGUGGUACAAAAGUCGAGGUUACACGUGUCAACACUGCCACCCAGCUGCAGACCACCUCUGUAGCCCAGCGCCAGACCACUCUAAAAGAUACUACUACAGCAGAGGGCUGCUCCGAAACCUGGGAGAGAUUUUCUUCCCUCCACAACCUGUUCAGAAAAAAGACAAUUGAAAAAAAAAAGAUACUGCCGUCUGUGUUGAUAUGCUGCAUUUACUGUACAUACUUGUACGGGGUUUACUGUCUCUGAGAACUACUGCUGACUGAAGAAAUAAAGUUUAUGUCAGUGCUUUCUU